Molecule: messenger RNA, 771 nt
Organism: Mesorhabditis spiculigera
Lineage: Eukaryota; Metazoa; Nematoda; Chromadorea; Rhabditida; Rhabditidae
Source: the annotation of a GenBank genome assembly
AUGAUCGAUUGCCACGCACAUCUCGUCGACAACAAAUUCAAGGAAGACAUCGACGAUGUGAUCCACCGAGCAAAAACCGCGGGUGUCGCAAAGGUUGUUGUGGUUCCCGAGUGGCCCUCGCAAUUCGAUGCCGUUUUCGAGCUACACGAAAAGUAUCCGGAUUUUGUUGUGCCAUCGCUGGGGCUACAUCCGAUUCGUAAAAAUCGUAAAGGCGUCAAUCGAGAAGAGAUCGCGCAAUUGGAAGCGGCGCUAGUCAAAUAUGAGGGGCGAACAAAGUGUAUUGGCGAGGUCGGUCUCGACUACACGACAGAACUAUGGAAGAUCGACGAUGCGAGUAUGGAAGCGAUGCGGGAUGUGUUGAAGCAUGAAGUCCAUUUGGCACUUCAAUAUGAUCUACCGAUGACGGUCCAUUCUCGCACCGCCCAUUUGGGAACCAUCGAAUUGUUGGCGGCUAGCGGUGCGAAACGAGUGGCGAUGCAUGCUUUUGGAGGCUCGGCGGAUGAAGCCCUGGUCGGCGCGGAGUACGGCUUCUACUUCAGCAUUCCACCGUCAUUCUCGAUCGGCGAUAAGGGCUCUGCCGUUGUCAAGGCCAUCCCAUUGUCGAAUCUACUUUUGGAAACGGAUUCCCCAGUUUUGGGCCCAGUUAAAGGACAACGAAAUGAGCCUGCCAAUCUCAUCGAAUCGGCCCGAUUUAUCGCCCGAAUCAAAGGCAUAUCCGAGCAAGAAGUCAUCGACGCGACAACGGCAAAUGCAAAAAGUUUAUUUCGGUUG